UUCAUCUCUUAUCGUGUAAGACAGCAAGCAAUAAAAAAGACUAAGGGUCAUUAUAAUUGGAGUAUCCGCAUAAAGACCGGCUAUGACGUGUCACAUGACAUUUGCCAAAACAGGAAGCGAAAUCAUGGUGUCUGUGUACGGCGGUGUUGAGGGAGGUGGGACCCAUUCCAAAGCCGUGCUGGUGUCAGAGCAUGGGAAAAUCCUUGCAGAAACAGAUGGUCCUUCUACCAAUCAUUGGUUGGUAGGUGUGGAUAAGUGUAUCGAGGCCAUCAAUGACAUGGUGCAGAGAGCCAAAAGCCAGGCUGGCCUGGACCCAGAUAUGCCUCUCAGUUCCCUGGGCAUGUCCCUGAGUGGAGGUGAGCAGCGUGAUGCUAUCCAGAAGCUCAUUGAUGAGAUGAAGGAGAGGUUUCCCAAGCUGAGCCACAGUUACAGCAUCACCACCGAUGCUAUCGGUGCCAUGGCAACAGCCAGCCAGCAUGGGGGCGUCGUGCUCAUUUCAGGAACUGGCUCCAACUGUAAACUGGUGAACCCUGAUGGCUCUCAGGUGGGCUGUGGGGGCUGGGGACACCUCAUGGGCGACGAGGGGUCAGCUUACUGGAUUUCGCACCUGGCUGUGAAGACCGUGUUUGAUGCUGUGGACAAUCUGGUCACGCCCCCUCAUGACAUCACUCACGUUAAGAAGGCCAUGGAGGAGUACUUCCAGGUGUCAGGGCGGAUGGGCCUGCUCCCGCACCUCUACAGAAACUUCCAGAAGUCACACUUUGCUGGAUUCUGCAGGAAGUUGUCUGAAGGGGCUACAGCUGGAGAUGCACUGUGCCAGCAUGUGUUCCGUAAAGCUGGGGAAGUACUGGCUCAACACGUGGUGGCCGUCUUGCCCAAAGCUCACCAGGAUCUGUUUUCCGGGGAGCGGGGGCUCCCGAUCCUGUGUGUGGGGUCCGUGUGGAAGAGCUGGGAUCUGCUGAAGCCGGGCUUCACAGACGUUUUGGCACGAGCGGCUGGGGGCCAUUUCUCGGGGUACAGCCUCCUGACCCUGCGGCAGUCUUCGGCGCUCGGGGGGGCCAGCCUGGGGGCCAAGAGCGUGGCGGCCACGCUCCCCCUGGACUACGCCGCCAACGCACACGUCUUCUACACGUGCUCCUUCGCCGGCCAAUGACGGCACGGGUCCCUGCCACGGAAGGGGACGCGCGGAAUUACAGCGCUGCGGACCAGGAUACUACCUCACUACAGAUCCACACGCUGCCGCCCAUUUCUCCACGAGGCGCUUUCUCAACGGCUCUACGGAGGGGAAUAUUUUUUUAAUGAAUUUACAUUUGAAAUCACGGUUUGAAGUUUGCCGUCUUCAGUCGCCAAGAUUUGAGGGAUAUUAAAAGGAAAAUCAAUGUAACUGUUUUCUACCGAAAAUCACGAUUAGGAGUUGCUUUUACAUUUAUAUGAAGUUUUCAAUGCAAGAUGUUGAAAAGAUCACAUAGAUAUGAAACAUUGUACCUUAUGCAUUGUUUAAUGGUCUUGCCUUUUUGGUGCUAAUAAAGAUCUUCAGAAGCA
Molecule: messenger RNA, 1542 nt
Organism: Anguilla rostrata (American eel)
Lineage: Eukaryota; Metazoa; Chordata; Actinopteri; Anguilliformes; Anguillidae
Gene: nagk
Product: N-acetylglucosamine kinase
Exons: 10
Coding region: 83-1153 (356 amino acids)
Molecular function (GO): N-acetylglucosamine kinase activity
Source: RefSeq, a predicted model, not a curated record